CAAUCGCCACAUAGCUCUAGCCAACGUUGAGCCUUAGAGCAGGCAUUCAACUACACACAGGGCGACAAACUUAAUGCAUUUCCAAGACCCCUUACGGUUGACCGCAACAAACGGCCUAGCUACGUCUGUCAGCAUAAGCUGAAGUCGUCUCAAAAGGACAAGGUUCGUCAGUUCAUGACCUUUACUCAGUCUGGGGAGAGGACAGCUGUGUACUGCCUGACCCAGAAUGACUGGAAACUAGAGGUGGCCACAGACAACUACUUCCAGAACCCCGACCUCUACUAUAAAGAAUCCAUGAAAACCUCUGUGGACCGCAAGAAGCUAGAACAGCUCUACAACCGAUACAAAGACCCCCAGGAUGACAAUAAGAUCGGUAUCGAUGGGAUCCAGCAGUUCUGUGAUGACCUCACCCUGGACCCGGCCAGUAGGAGUGUUCUGGUGGUGGCCUGGAAGUUCCGUGCCGCCACACAGUGUGAGUUCAGCAGGAAGGAGUUCCUCGACGGCAUGGCCGAGCUGGGCUGUGACAGUCCAGAGAAGCUGAAGGCUCUGCUCCCCAGACUAGAACAGGAAGUCAAAGACACAGCCAAGUUUAAAGACUUCUAUCAGUUCACCUUCAACUUCGCCAAGAACCCUGGACAGAAGGGACUAGACCUGGAGAUGGCUGUGGCCUACUGGAACCUGGUUCUAACUGGUCGAUUCAAGUUCCUGGACCUCUGGAACAGGUUUCUAUUGGAGCAUCAUAAGCGGUCGAUCCCCAAAGACACGUGGAACCUGCUACUGGACUUUGGCAACAUGAUCGCAGACGACAUGUCCAACUACGACGAGGAAGGAGCUUGGCCUGUCCUCAUAGACGACUUUGUGGAAUUUGCCCGGCCAAUCGUGACAGGGGGCAAGCGUAAAACCAUAUAGGUCAUACCCAGUUCCCAGCAGGGGCUGACGAUUUUAUACACACCAGCCAAAAAGAGACUUCUACCAGACUGUCCAAGUUUGUGAGACUGAGCUGCCAAUCAGGGGCCGGGGAGCGACAUGACAGCCAAUCGGAGAGAAGGAAAACAACAACAGGAAGAGGAAGUUAUCUUUUUCUUUGUUUUGGGACUGAGUCACUCCGGGAGGCGGGCUGUUAGCAGGGGGUGGGAUCGUCGCGGAGCUAUGAGCUCUGCUCCCAUUGGCUGGCUGGAUCAGACUGAUCGGCCAACGACUACAGUACCCAUACACCAGCCACCAUCAGAUCAGUGGGCGUGUCUAUAGAUUCUAGAACUGGUGCUCUGGUCCCACCCCCCCUAGCUGCAGCCCCCCCCCAACCCCGCCCCCUCCUUACUAAAGAACGACCAGGGAGAGCAAACAGAACGGCAGAGAGGGGCGGACGGUUUGCUCUCUGCAGCAGACCGACAGAAUGGUGUGAUAUUUGAUCCAGUGGAGGCUGCUGAGAGGAGGACGGCUCAUAAUAAUGGCUGGAACGGAGCGAAUGGAACGGCAUCAAACACCUGGAAACCAUGUGUUUGGUGUAUUUGAUACCAUUCCACGGAUUCAGAUCCAGUCAUUACCACGAACCUGUCCUCCCCAAUUAAGGUGCCACCAACCUCCUGUGGUCUGAACCCACAGUAGUAAGACGUGUCCAUGGUGGAUGAACGAGGAGCUUGGAGGUUCUGCAUGUGUUUCUGGUUGAGCGUUAAGCGGCUGGACGGAGGAACAACAACAACUUUUUUUUAUUAUUAUUAUCAUUGAGUUUCUUCUCAUCGAAUCAGAGGUGAGGGGUGUGGUCGUCAUCCAAUGUUCUCAUCCAAUCCAACGUCAGUGUAAUGUUCUGCUUCCAUUUCAAUCUAAAGUGUAAAAGUUGGGUCCGUUUUGUUGUUAAUAUGUGUGAGGUUCAGGGUCUAUAUCCACAAAGCGUCUGAGAGUACGAGUGCUGACCUGGGAUCAGUUUAGCCUUUUAGAUCAUAAUGAAUACUAGAGAGGACCAGAUCCUAGUGCUGACCUGGGAUCAGUUUAGCCUUUUAGAUAAUAAUGAAUACUAGUGAGGACCAGAUCCUAGUGCUGACCUGGGAUCAGUUUAGCCUUUUAGAUAAUAAUGAAUACUAGUGAGGACCAGAUCCUAGUGCUGACCUGGGAUCAGUUUAGCCUUUUAGAUCAUAAUGAAUACUAGAGAGAGGACCAGAUCCUAGUGCUGGUCUGGGAUCAGGUUAGCCUUUUUAGAUCAUAAUGAAUACUAGAGAGAGGACCAGAUCCUAGUGCUGAUCUGGGAUCAGGUUAGCCUUUUAGAUCAUAGUUAGUGAGAGGACCAGAUCCUAGUGCUGACCUGGGAUCAGGUUAGCCUUUUUAGAUCAUAAUGAAUACUAGAGAGAGGACCAGAUCCUAGUGCUGACCUGGGAUCAGGUUAACCUUUUAGAUCAUAGUGAGUGAGAGGACCAGAUCCUAGUGCUGACCUGGGAUCAGUUUAGCCUUUUACAUAAUAAUGAAUACUAGAGAGAGGACCAGAUCCUAGUGCUGAUCUGGGAUCAGGUUAACCUUUUAGAUCAUAGUGAGUGAGAGGACCUACUCUGAGACGCUUUAGGAAUACAGGCCCAGUUCAGAUAGAACCGGACCGACCGACAGAGCAGCAUGCUUUAAAGCUCAACACCAGCAGAAGUACUAUGGCUACAGUUGGAACAGACUGUGACCAUAGGAUUCAUGUAUAGAUAUACCAUUUUAGAAUAAUGAAUAUGAUACAAUAUAAAGAAGACACGAUGACAUUUAUAAUUGUGAGGGAGAGGAAGAAGUACGAGGUCCUCAGAUUUCUAGGCCGUGUCCCAAACUGUACCCUAUUCCCUGUAUAGUACUGGUCAAAAAGUAGUGCACUAUAUAGGGAACAGGUUUGCCCAUUUGGGAUGCGCCAUGUCUCCUUUCUGUUUGAUUUGAGUUUGUUUGGGGUGUAACUGUUCACAUCACCAGAGACCUUGACUGUUGGUCUGGCAGUUAUUUUAUUUUCACAAGCAACGCACAGGAAGUUGAGUCUAUGAAUCGUAUUCAGUCUACAGCACUGUAUAUAGUUCAUAGUUGAAUCUAUGAAUCGUAUUCAGUCUACCACACUAUAUAGUUCAUAGUUGAAUCUAUGAAUCGUAUUCAGUCUACAACUCUGUAUAUAGUUCAUAGUUGAAUCUAUGAAUCAUAUUCAGUCUACAACUCUGUAUAUAGUUCAUAGUUGAAUCUAUGAAUCGUAUUCAGUCUACAACUCUGUAUAUAGUUCAUAGUUGAAUCUAUGAAUCAUAUUCAGUCUACAGCACUGUUCAUAGUUGAAUCUAUGAAUCAUAUUCAGUCUACAACACUGUAUGUAGUUGAAUCUAUGAAUCGUAUUCAGUCUACAACACUGUUCAUAGUUGAAUCUAUGAAUCGUAUUCAGUCUACAACUCUAUAUAGUUCAUAGUUGAAUCUAUGAAUCGUAUUCAGUCUACAACACUAUAUAGUUCAUAGUUGAAUCUAUGAAUCGUAUUCAGUCUACAGCACUGUAUAUAGUUCAUAGUUGAAUCUAUGAAUCGUAUUCAGUCUACAGCACUGUAUAUAGUUCAUAGUUGAAUCUAUGAAUCGUAUUCAGUCUACAACACUGUUCAUAGUUGAAUCUAUGAAUCGUAUUCAGUCUACAACUCUGUAUAUAGUUCAUAGUUGAAUCUAUGAAUCGUAUUCAGUCUACAACUCUGUAUAUAGUUCAUAGUUGAAUCUAUGAAUCGUAUUCAGUCUACAACACUGUUCAUAGUUGAAUCUAUGAAUCAUAUUCAGUCUACAGCACUGUUCAUAGUUGAAUCUAUGAAUCAUAUUCAGUCUACAACACUGUAUGUAGUUGAAUCUAUGAAUCGUAUUCAGUCUACAGCAGCAGUUUAAAUCAAGUCUAAUGUUAUUGGUCACAUACACCUGUUUAGCAGAUGUUAUUGCAGGUGCAGCGAAAUGCUUGUCAACACACCCCAGUUCUUUGUUUUUAAACCGUUUCAGUUGUUUGUGUUGUUUUGGUUGGUCGUCAUGGGUUACUGCUAGCCAGCCCAGUGACGUGAAUGUUACAGUACAUCAUCAGACCAGACUGAGACAUGUCUACUACACACACACACACACACACACACACACACACACACACACACACACACACACACACUCUCUCUCUGUGUGGUUAUAGUACAUCAUCAGACCAGACUGAGACAUGUCUACUAGCUACUACACACACACACACACACACACACACACACGGAACAUCUCAGUAACAGACAUCCUCUAACGCAGCAGGUAACAGGAGUUCUGCUUCAUUCUCUGGAAAUGUUCCUGAGAUUAUGGACUGCGCCUCGUCUAUCUCCCAAAUGGCACCUUAACGUUGUGCACUAUGUAGGGAAUAGGGUGCUAUUUGGGAGGUAUGUUUUAAGUUACACUUGUUAUGCCAUCUGGGGGGGGGGGGGGGGGGGGGGGUGUAAUGAAAACAUUCUGUUCAGUGUUGACGUGUAUCGACAGGAGAAGACAGAGACUAUGGAAGAGAGAGAGAGAGAGAGAGACGUCCUCUGAACUUCCUACACUACGGUACGCGCUGAGAGAGUGUCCAAUGUGUUGACUGUCUGAGCUUUACUCAUAUUCAGUAUAUUAUUUUCACUGAGAGAAAAGAAAGAGCAUUUAAAACACAUGUCAUCGUUCUGCUACGGAGACGUUCUACAUGACUUUGUUUUGAACAACAGAAGGUCCCGGCAAUAAAGCAUGUUGUUUUUUAACAAAAAAACGGAA
This is a messenger RNA of Oncorhynchus kisutch (coho salmon), 4728 nucleotides long. RefSeq names its product DCN1-like protein 2. Gene Ontology annotation, biological process: protein neddylation. Lineage: Eukaryota; Metazoa; Chordata; Actinopteri; Salmoniformes; Salmonidae. Gene Ontology annotation, cellular component: ubiquitin ligase complex. The record is from RefSeq and is a predicted model, not a curated record. Gene Ontology annotation, molecular function: ubiquitin conjugating enzyme binding; ubiquitin-like protein binding; cullin family protein binding. The coding region runs from base 175 to 909 and encodes 244 amino acids. The transcript is spliced from 7 exons.